AUGGAUAAGGAAAAGAAGGGUCGGAUCUUGGCAGUUCCAUUCCCAAGCCACGGCCACAUCAAUCCCAUGAUGCAACUCUGCAAGCGUUUGGUCUGCAAAGGGCUCAAAGCCACACUCACACUCACCAAAUUCUAUGGUAAGAAAAAUAUGAAAGAAAAAUCUGGUUUGAUCCAAAUCGAAACAAUAUCAGAUGGAGACGAUGAAUAUGACAUAUUUGAUAGACAGAGUGUGCCCGAUUCUGUUGUUCGAUUCACGAAACAUGGGUCAGAAUCUAUAGCCCAACUCAUUGAGAAAUAUGAUAGUUUGGGGGAUCCAAUUGUUGGUGUCAUUUAUGAUUCCCUGUUGCCUUGGGUUGUUGAAGUACCAAAGAAAUUUGGAUUAGUUGCGAUUGAGUUCUUUACUCAACAUUCCGGUGUUAAUUUAGUUGAGUAUUAUUACUAUCACAAAUUAAUUCCGUACCCUGUGGAAUCACCAGUCACCAUUCCUGGGCUGCCGUUGCUUCAGCCUGAGGAUGUUCCAUCAUAUGGGAUUUAUCUGGGAAAUUUUACUCUAAUGGCUAGUCAGUUCUCGACAGUGGAAAAAGCCGAUUUUGCUGUAGUUAACACAUUUUACAAGAUGGAAGAAGAGGUGCUAGAGGCAAUGUCAAAAUUAUGUCCAAUGAUGACAGUCGGACCAACAAUUCCAUCCUUUUAUCUCGACAACUUCAUUGAAAACGACAGAGAAUAUGGACUCAGCGUGCCUCGGGAUGACUCCACUUGCAUAAAUUGGCUGAACACCAAGCCAGAAGGAUCUGUUGUUUAUGUGUCAUUAAGCAGCGUCAUCUUUGCUAGUCCAGAUGCAAAGCAAAUGGAGGAGCUUGCGUUUGGUUUAAAGGGAAGCAAUUACAACUUUCUAUGGAUCGUAAAGGAUUUUGAAGUCGAAAAAUUGCCCAAAAAUUUUGAGGAAGAAACAUCUGAUAAGAGUUUGAUUGUGCAGUGGUGUCCACAGUUGGAAGUACUGUCGAACAAGGCUGUGGGAUGCAUUGUUUCACAUUGUGGGUGGAAUUCAGUGAUUGAAGCACUAAGUAUAGGAAUACCAAUCGUGGGGAUGCCAAUGUGGGCAGAUCAACCGACAACCGCCAAGUUCAUCCAGGAUGUAUGGAAGGUGGGUGUAAGAGUGAAGCGCGAUAAGAAUGGCAUUGCAGGGAGAGACGAAAUUGAAGGUUGCAUAAGGAAAGUAAUGGAAGGUGGAAGGACUGGAGAGAUAAAGGAAAAUUGUAUCAAAUGGAAAACAUUGGCUAAGGAAGCCGUUAGUGAAGGCGGAACUUCAGACACAAACCUCAAUAAGCUAGUGUCCAAAUUGACAAGCUCUCCCUGA
Molecule: messenger RNA, 1356 nt
Organism: Fraxinus pennsylvanica
Lineage: Eukaryota; Viridiplantae; Streptophyta; Magnoliopsida; Lamiales; Oleaceae
Source: the annotation of a GenBank genome assembly